Messenger RNA from Pelobates cultripes (western spadefoot toad), 477 nucleotides. Lineage: Eukaryota; Metazoa; Chordata; Amphibia; Anura; Pelobatidae. The record is from the annotation of a GenBank genome assembly.
AUGCAGUCCCAGAAGGAUUUUAGCGCUCCUUCCACUUGUGCCCCUAAACUCUCCGCACCUGUGGUGGUAGCCAAACCACCCCCUCAGGCUACACUGGAGGAUGUGUCGCAAGAGCAAAUGAACUCUGAGGAGUUCCAUUUGCUACUGGAUGUUACGAUGGUGAAGUCCGUGUCUCACAUCAUCUUCACAGCCAUGGGGACUAUGACAGAUACCCUGUCACACUCCAUCACUCGGGUCCUACUGUCUGCCCAGAGACCACCUGCCCUAAUGGCUCAGAACCCCCCGGAGAGUAAGCCAGUAGCCCCUAGUGGGUGUAAAUCUGCUAAGAAACCCCAUCAUAUAGACGAGGAGUCCUCCAAAACUGUUGAGAUGGACAGUGUACAUCCUGUCAAUGAGGAUGUGGUUACACCACACCAGAGAGCCCUCCCACCGGGCAAAAUUGGUGAGGACCUGGAAGAGUGCAAAAGCCCUCAGUGA